Messenger RNA from Coccinella septempunctata (seven-spotted ladybird), 1603 nucleotides. RefSeq lists its product as uncharacterized. Lineage: Eukaryota; Metazoa; Arthropoda; Insecta; Coleoptera; Coccinellidae. The record is from RefSeq and is a predicted model, not a curated record. The transcript has a single exon. Bases 1 to 783 code for a protein of 260 amino acids.
AUGGUUAAUGCUGUGUAUGGGAAAACGAUUGAAAACUUCCGGAAGCAUAGAGAAGUUAAAUUGGUCAACAAAUGGUAUGGCAGAUAUGGUGCAAUGAAUUUGAUUUCUAGCCCUUUCUACAAGGAUAGAAUGAUCUUCGGAGAAAAUCUAGUCGCUAUUGAAUUGCAAAAGCGUUUAAUCACAAUCGAUAAACCAAUAUAUGUAGGAAUGUCUGUAUUAGACAUUUCAAAGGUUUGCUUGUACGAAUUUCAUUACGAUUAUUUCCAACCUAAUUUCAAAGAAAGUAUAUUGAAUUAUGUAGAUACUGAUAGUUUAACUUAUGAGGUAUCAAAUCAAAAUCCCUAUGAGUGCAUAAAACGAGAUUGCUACACACGCUUUGAUACAUCUGACUAUCCUAAAGGAAAUCCAUAUGGAAUUCCUCAAGUCAAUAAAAAAGUAUUGGGUUUGAUGAAGGAUGAGAAUAAUGGUAAGAUUAUGACCGAUUUCGUAGGAUUAAGAUCAAAAAUGUACUCAUUUCGUGUUGAUAAAGAGGAAAUAAAAAAAGUGAAAGGCAUAAAGCGGAAUGUGAUUAAAAGCCUUUCUUUCGAUGACUACUUGAAAUGCUUGAUUGAUUCCAACACUAAAUUAGUAAGACAAAGAAAUAUAAUAUCUAAAUGUCAUGAUGUUUUUUCUAUUGAGCAGGAGAAAAUUGCAUUGUGUAGUAGAGACGAUAAAAGAUACAUCCUACCUAAUUCACAUUGUACUCUACCUUGGGGUCAUUAUCGAAUACCAUCAUCAUCCUAGAUUCUAGAGGGUGAGAGGGGGAGAAAUAUAAUGAUGAAUUAUGCUGUGACAGCCAUUGAGAGAACUUUCUCAUACGACCCGAAUUUGUCUGAGAAAUUCAUCAAAAAGUUUCCACAACAAUAUGAAGAAUUUGAACAGUUUCCAAUAAAGGAUUGGAUGCUUGUGGGACAAUUCAUAUUGUACUUACAGGGAUUGAUUCCAACCUUUGACAUAAUCGAAGUAUGGAUACUGGGUCCUCAUCAUGAUCUAAUGAUGGAUUGGUUCCGUGGCAAAUCCAUAUUGUGGACAAAGACAAAUGAGGGCGAUGAUGAUGAUGAUGAUGAUGAUGAUGAAAAUCACGCAGAUUUUCAUUUUGAAUGGAAUUUAAUCAAAUCUGAUUCAUAUAUAUGUACGAUUAAUGAAAUUACUAUCAAAGUUCAUGUUAUGGAAUACACAGAUAUGCCAGCGAAAAAUAUGUCGCAUUGUCAUUAUUUGGACACGUUCAGUAAACUGAAUGAUUAUUUUUCAAAUCAUGUUGACAGAAGAGCAUUGCUGUUAAAAAAAUCCAUAUUGAUUAAUUCUUACUAUAGUAAAUGUCACUCUCAUUGUGUUGAAUCAAUUGAUUCUGAAAUGUAUAAAAAUGUUUUAGUUUAUAAUCCUCCUCCUCUUAAAUAUUUGUCUUUUUUGAAAUACUUAAGCGAUCCCUCUGUGUACCCCAUUUAUAGAUAUUUAUAUGAAAAGUUGGAAAGGGAACCUCCAGAUUUAUACAAAUCCUCAUUUUGUUUCGAUUCCGAAUCUUCAGAUUCGGACUCUGAAAUAUUUUAUUUAUGAAAUAUGUUAA